GGGAGCGGGGGAUCGCCACGGAGCAACCGGAUAUAUGCCGCACGUCGGGCGCCGCCAGGAUGGGCAAGAACUCACCGGGGACGCCGAAGAAGUGUCGGCUGAUACUGCAACAAUGUCUCGCGAUACAGCUCACCAAACCGGGCAGCCCGCCCGAGGACUUCUGGAUGUACGACAGCGGCUACACGAUCUUCCAGAACUUCCUGUCAGCUAACCUCCAGUGCUGGUGGAACGCACCGUUGGCGGCGGCCACCAAGGUGCUGAAGUACCUCGGCCACAUCGCGCCCGGCAUGCUGCUGAUAACGGCCGAACCGUGUGCGCUCGAAAUCAUCCGCAGUGCCUACGCCCGCAGCGUCCUCAAGCCACCGGCCACCUAUCUGAUCAGUUCCGUCGGUGACAUCGACGAUUGCAUCGUGACACCGAUCGUGCAGACACAGUUCACGCCGCUCACGGAAGCCCUCUGCGAUGUCAUUAUGGAGCUUACGUCCCAGGGACAGUCGGCCACCGUCGAGAACAUACGGAAUCGAUUGCGCUCCAGGUUCACCCACAUGCAGCAACCGUCGGUGGAGGUCAUCUACGACACGCUCGUGCAGCUGAUGCAGGAAAUCAAAAUCUACCAAACGUCCAAAGGAUACUUCAUCGUCACACCGGAGAAACGGCGCAACAAAGCCCACCACACGCUGGAGUACUCGGGUUUCCCGGGCGACCUGGAUCACUCGGGGUCGAAUGGCCCGGCGGUGAAGGAAUCGAAAACGCUGCUGAUGAGCAGCCACGAAGCGCUCAGCAGCCUGUACGGUGAGAUAUCGACUGAACGGGCCGGCGACCAGACCCACCAGUGCAUCCAGACAAACCUGGCCGACGUGAUUUGCGGCGGCAACCCGAACGACAAGAUCCUGUACGCACGCCCGACCAGCGGCAUCGGCAGCAGCAAGUUCCGCAGCUCGUCCUUCCCGAGCAACGGCAAAACGCUCGAGCGGCGCCACAGCCUGCGCUUCUUCGGUUCCUCCAAGCGCCUGCAGCGAUCCUCCUCGACGCGCAGCCUCUCGAAGAACUACGCCCAGACGAUCGGGAAGGACGGAACGGUGACGGUUACGGGUCCGGCCAAUGGCGCCACCGGUACAAUGGGCGCUCCCACCACCGCCACCGGUACGAUCACCAGCGAGAUGCCGUCGGCCACACUCGAUGCAAAGAAACAGGCAUCGUCGUCGUCGCAGUCGCUGCUGUCCCGUAUCUUCCGCCGUAGUACGCGCUCCAAGAGCAAAACGAAGCAGCUUGAGACCUACUCGGCCCAAUUCCCGCCGCCCGAAUGGUUCAACUCGAAGACCACGCACCUGCACAGUGUCGGCACCCAGACGACGGACUAUUUGGACUUUCCAAUCAAGUCACGCCGUCUGCUCAACUCCACCUUCUACGACAGUUCGGACGUGAGCCAGCGGUCGCUGUCGUUGCCGCGCAGGCGGCAACACCACCGGCGCAACCUGUCCAGUGAGUCGACGUUCUUCAUCUCGUCCCGCGACUGUUCGCCGGUGCGCCGUGGCAAGAGCCCCGCCUCGUACUACUGUGGCAGUUUGCCGCGAUCGAUCCACUCGACACCCGGCAGCGGUUCCGGUGGUUCGUCGUCGUACUACAAAGCGUCCCGCAGCAAGCAGCUUACGUCCGCCGAUCCGCUACUGCACGGUGGCAGCAAUCCCGGCCCGGCAAAGUUGAUGGAACACCACGCUGGUGGCCGCCCGGGUAACCAUACUAGUCGCCACCCGGCUCCGGGCAGUGGUCCGUCCAGUAUCGACAGCGGCAAGAUGACGUACGUUACCACGUCCGGCCCGUCCAGCUUCGACAGCGAGAAGCUCUCGUCCACGCGCACCAGCACCCAUUCGAGUCUGGAGUCGCACGUUUCCUCGUCCACGAUCACCACGGCCAUACAGCAGCAGGCGAGUCCGGCCAGAGUAUUCGAGGCGAAGCCACCCUCGAUCGGAUCGGCCUCCAGUCCGAGCAGAUCGGCGGCGAAACCCUUAUCAUCGCCCGGAAUCGGCACCGUAACGACGGUAAUGACGACGGCGGUCGCUUCUUCUACGACGACCAAGGCAAACAAUAACAACCACAACAACAUUAACAAUAACAACAACAACAGUUACAAGUGCUUCGAGACCACGUUCGGUUACUCGAGCACCGGCGGAAGCAGCAAGCGCACCUCACCGUCAUCAACCGUCAGCAACAGUAGCAGCAACAGCAGCAGCAAGUCAACCACACCUUCGGGAGCGCCACCACCACCGGGCGGCGGCCAUCGCAUUAGUCUUACCAAACCGAUCGACCACCUGGCAGCCCUCAGCGAGUCGUUGCUGCAGUUCCGGCUAAGCGGAGAAGCCGGCGAAAACCGAACCCCCGACAGCUCGCUCUCGGGCGACGGCACACCGGUGAUCCGCACCAUUCCGAUUCAGACGGAUCCGGCGCCGACCGGCACCAUUCAGGAGCUGAACCGGUACAACAAGAACAGUACGAUGAACAACAGCAAGGUGAUGCAGGGCAGUGCGCCACCGGUACCCAACUUUUUCUACAAAAACGUGCUAAAAAACAUCCAGCACGACAGUAAAAACAUCUGCGGCGAUCUGGCGACCGAAAAAACGCGCUACGAUGACGAUUGGUGCGGUGGAGGUGCGGGCAUCGGAGCGGGCAGCAACCUGCGCCGCUCGAACUCGGAGAUCAAGAAGCUCAACUCGAACGUCGAUCCGCCGCCGAAGCACUACACGGGCCUGUUGGGCAGCCCGAAGCACAACGGAACGUCGUAUCACCGGCAAUCACCGCUGCAGCAACAGCAGGAGCAGCCCGCGGCACCACAACAGCGCAGCGGUCUGAUCGUGAUGAAGAAGAGUCUCUCGGUGUCGAGUGAACCGAACCUGCUGGGCAACGGAGACACGGGCCGGUCGCAGAUCACGAUACUGGUGAAGGAGGAAAAGAACGGUGGCCUCUCGCAGGGACCGGCCGGUAAGGACCGUGCCGGCGGUAAGCCGGGCGCCGAGCUGGACCGUCGGUUCAGCUUCCAGAGCCGCGACGAAGCGGCCCCGGAGCUGCUCGAAGAGAUGUACGAGUUUCCCAGCCUAUCCGAUCUGAGCUUCAACUUUACGUCGCUGGCGGCGCAAAAGAUCCUCCAGGGCGACGCCAGCCUCAACAGCAUCGACACGCUCGUCGAGCUCAACAUCAACCAGGAGAAGCAGCAAACGCUGAUGCGGCUCAAGAACGAUGCGUGUCUGCUGGCCGCCGCGUCGGCGCCGUCCACGGUCGUCGAUGCCGGUGAUUCCGGCCCCAAGGUGAUGACCGACUUCGGAAUGGUCUAACACAGAUUAGCCUUCGCAUACACAACCGGAACACACACACCCAUUUUAAAGUGCCAAUACUUAGGAGCUUACGUUUCACGUACGCGGUAGCCGGGACUGGAGGCCACCCUCCGGCGUAGGGCGCAGCGUAGGUUAAUCGUUUGCUCUUUAAUGUACACAGGAGAUAGAAGCAGCUGGCAUUCGCCCGAGGUUCCCAGAACACUGGGAACCGCCGAUGGCUCGUGCCGAAGCGUCGUGCAUCGUCCGCGGUGGACGAUGGCAUAAGUUUGUACAUUCGGUUUUAUCAAUAUUAUUAUACUUUCAUCCUUUACUGUGCAUUGUAGCCGUUUUUUAAGGGUCACUGAAACGAGCUAGAUAGUAGAGAGGGCCGAGAGCCGAAACGGUCAACGACGGUUGUUUGUCCUGCGAACGUUCGUUGUGCGAAAAAUUCGGUUG
Molecule: messenger RNA, 3761 nt
Organism: Anopheles cruzii
Lineage: Eukaryota; Metazoa; Arthropoda; Insecta; Diptera; Culicidae
Gene: knockout
Product: formin-J
Exons: 7
Coding region: 60-3326 (1088 amino acids)
Biological process (GO): positive regulation of transcription by RNA polymerase II
Cellular component (GO): cytoplasm; nucleus
Molecular function (GO): RNA polymerase II transcription regulatory region sequence-specific DNA binding; DNA-binding transcription activator activity, RNA polymerase II-specific
Source: RefSeq, a predicted model, not a curated record